Molecule: messenger RNA, 660 nt
Organism: Tetrapisispora phaffii CBS 4417
Lineage: Eukaryota; Fungi; Ascomycota; Saccharomycetes; Saccharomycetales; Saccharomycetaceae
Gene: ERP6
Product: Erp6p
Exons: 1
Coding region: 1-660 (219 amino acids)
Biological process (GO): intracellular protein transport; Golgi organization; endoplasmic reticulum to Golgi vesicle-mediated transport
Cellular component (GO): Golgi apparatus; endoplasmic reticulum; endoplasmic reticulum-Golgi intermediate compartment
Source: RefSeq, a predicted model, not a curated record
AUGCAAUUAGUUAAUUUCAUUAAAUUUGCACUAUUGUGUGUAAUUCUACCUACUCAGGUGCUUGGUUUCUACUAUUAUGGUAAUACAGGUGAUAGAAAAUGUUUUAUCAAGGAAUUAUCUAAAGGUACUUUAUUAGAAGGUAAAUAUGCAGUUCAAACAUUCGAUGAGGAAUUGAAAUCAUAUAGAGAUGCUGAUUCUAAGAAUGUUGGUAUCGUUGUUGAUAUUGAAGAAAUAUUCGAUGAUAACCAUAGAGUUGUUCAUCAAAAGAACGCACCAGUAGGUGACUUCACUUUUAUUGCAUUAGAUUCUGGUGAACAUAGAAUUUGUUUAGAAACUACUGAUAGUUCAUGGGUUGGUAAAACAAAAGCUAAGGUCUCUAUUGAUUUCAGUAUUGGUAGUGAUUCGAAAUUCGAUUCUAAGAAGAAGAAAACUGUGAAGUCGUUACAUCAAAAAGUAAACUACUUGAAUAUGAAGGUCGAUGAUAUCAGAAGAGAACAAGCUUUAGUAAGAGAACGUGAAUAUAAAUUCAGAGAUAUCUCAGAAUCCGUUAACUCAAAAGCUAUGUGGUGGACUAUCUUACAAUUAUGCGGUUUGAUUGGUAUCUGUGUUUGGCAAAUGAAAAGUUUACGUUCAUUCUUCGUUAAACAAAAGGUUUUAUAA